Molecule: messenger RNA, 8866 nt
Organism: Pogoniulus pusillus (Red-fronted tinkerbird)
Lineage: Eukaryota; Metazoa; Chordata; Aves; Piciformes; Lybiidae
Gene: ELFN2
Product: extracellular leucine rich repeat and fibronectin type III domain containing 2
Exons: 1
Coding region: 352-2778 (808 amino acids)
Cellular component (GO): plasma membrane
Molecular function (GO): protein binding
Source: RefSeq, a predicted model, not a curated record
AAGGUGGAUGAGUCGCUCAUCAGGCAAGAUUAGUUAUCCUCAGCCGGGAUUUUCGUUUAGAAAAGAAGCACAAGGUAGUGCCCAUCCAGACCAGUCAUCCACGAUCAUAGCUUUUGGGUGUGCUGAAAGCAGACUGUGUGUGUUCUGCCUGCUCCGUGCUCCUGGCUUGACCUAGAGGGCAAGAAGAAAUAAUGGUGACGACAUCCAACAGAACUGGGAUGCUCACGCCCUUCCGCUGCUGAACCCCGGUUACUGCUCCUUUCUCUUCCCUCUGCCCCUUAAUUUCCUUUCCCUGUGGUCCUGAGUUUUGGGGUUGGUUUGUUUCUCUUUCUUUUUAUUUUUUUUCUCCUGAUGAGGGCACCACUGCAGACCAUGAUGUGCCUGGGGUUGUGGGCAGCUGCCCUGCUCUGCUUGUUUUCCCCUGGCACCGUGCGAGGUGACUGUUGGUUGAUUGAGGGGGACAAGGGUUACGUGUGGCUGGCCAUCUGCAGCCAGAACCAGCCCCCGUAUGAGACCAUCCCCCAGCAUAUCAACAGCACCGUGCACGACUUGCGUCUGAAUGAGAACAAGCUCAAAGUGGUGCUGUACUCCUCCCUCAACCGCUUUGGCAACCUGACUGAUCUGAACCUGACCAAGAAUGAGAUCUCCUAUAUUGAGGAUGGGGCUUUCAUGGGCCAGUCAAACCUCCAGGUCUUACAGCUGGGCUACAACAAACUCACCAACCUGACGGAGGGCAUGCUGCGGGGCAUGGCCCGCCUCCAGUUCCUCUUUGUGCAGCACAACCUGAUUGAGCUGGUCACCCCAACUGCCUUCUCGGAGUGCCCCAGCUUGAUCAGCAUUGACCUGUCAUCAAACCGCCUCAGCCGCCUGGAGGGGAACACUUUCACCAGCUUGAGCAAUCUGAUGGUGUGUGAGCUGGCUGGGAACCCCUUCAACUGCGACUGCAGCCUCUACAGCUUUCUUAACUGGCUGGCACUCUUCAACAAUGUCACCAAGAACUAUGACCGGCUCCAGUGUGAGACUCCACGGGAGUUCGCUGGGUACCCACUUCUGGUACCUCGGCCUCACCACAACCGCAAUGCCAUCACCAUCUUCCAGUCCAUGUGCAGAGGUGGCACCAUCCCCUCCCUUUCCAGGGCCAACCCCACUCCUUACACGCCUGACUCCCAGAGAGAUCUAGAUGAAGGCUCAGCCAUCAGCCCUGGUGACUUCCUCUCAGUCAAGCCUCCAGCCUCCUCCACCACUGACUCCUCCUUCAGUCCCAGCAUCAAGCUCCAUGAUGUCACCAUCACCUCAGCCAUUCUGAUGGUAACCAUCCCCAUGCCCUACAGUAAGAUGUAUGUGCUGGUCCAAUACAACAACAGCUACGUUUCUGACAUAGCCACACUGAAAAGCAAGAAAGAAUAUGUCACUGUCAACAAGUUGAAGGCCCACACAGAUUAUACAUUCUGUGUGGCCUCCAUUCGCAACAACAGGCGCUACAACCACACUUGCCUGACCUUUGCAACCCGGAGCAAAGGCAGGGAGGAUCCCAUUUCCAGUACUUCUACCACCACCCAUUAUAUCAUGACCACCCUGGGUUGCCUCUUUGGGAUGGUCAUUGUCCUGGGGGUGGUGUACUACUGCCUGCGGAAGCGGAGGAUGCAGGAGGAGAAACAGAAGUCCCUCAAUGUCAAAAAGACCAUUCUGGAAAUGCGUUAUGGGUCAGAUAUAGAUACCAGUACCAUGGUCCAUCCUUCCCAGAAGCUGGGUGAGCCACCAGUCAUCCCUGUCUCAAGAAUGUCCUCCAUUCCUUCUAUGAUUGGGGAGAAGUUGCCUCCAUCAAAGUCAAUAGAGGCUGGGAUGGAGACUCCUAAAGUCACCACUAAAGGUAACUACAUUGAGGUGCGGACUGGUGGUGGGGAUGGACUGGAGCGAACCCAGCGGGACGAGGAUCUGAGAGAACUUGACAAUGGGCAAGGCUCAGCUGCUGAGAUCUCUACUAUAGCCAAGGAGGUAGACAAGGUCAACCAGAUCAUCAACAACUGCAUUGAUGCCCUCAAGCUGGACACAGCCUCCUUCCUGGGUGGUGGGACUGGUGUUGACUCAGAUAUGGCCUUUGAGUGCCAGUCCAUCCCAGCCAGUUCCUCGGGUGGGCUAGAGCGGCCCAGCUUUCUUUCCCCAGCCUACAAGGAGAGCUCCCACCACCCUUUGCAGCGCCAGCUCAGCGCUGAUGCUGCCGUGGCCAGAAAGACCUGCAGCAUCUCCUCUAGUGGCUCCAUCAAGAGCGCCAAGGUCUUCAGCUUGGAUGUGCCUGACCACCCACCGCUCAGCAAGUCUGACUCCAAAUACAUUGAGAAGGGCAGCCCACUCAACAGCCCUUUGGAUCGUCUUCCUUUGGUGUCCCCAGGUGCCAUCCACCACUUGGAGGUGAAGCCUUCUUACCACUGCAGUGAGCACCGACACUCCUUCCCGGCUCUGUACUAUGAGGAAAGUGCAGACACCUUGAGCCAGAGGGUGUCCUUCCUCAAGCCACUCUCCAGGUCCAAGCGAGACUCCACAUAUUCCCAGCUCUCCCCCAGACACUACUUCUCAGGCUACUCUUCCAGCCCUGAGUACUCAUCAGAGAGCACCCACAAGAUCUGGGAGCGAUUCCGGCCUUACAAGAAGCACCACAGGGAGGAGGUUUACAUGGCGGCUGGGCAUGCCCUGCGGAAGAAAGUUCAGUUUGCCAAGGACGAGGAUCUGCAUGACAUCCUGGAUUACUGGAAAGGAGUCUCUGCUCAGCAGAAGCUGUGACUCUCCCUUGCUCUUUCCAAGGAAAAGCAGAACAAAACAAGACCCCCUCCCCAACAAACCAGAUAAAAAACCCCCAACAAAACAAAAAACAAACCAUGCCACUUGACUGUGAAAAAUAAACACCAACAAAACCCUCCCGUCAAAGACAAAACUGACAGAAUCCUUUCUUAAAGUUUACAACAACAACAGCAAACUCUCUCACACACAGACACACAGACACCCCCCACCCCCCACCCCCAGAUUGUUUCUACUGUGUUAUGGGGACCACUGUUUUGCCUGCAGAUGGUUGGGAGGAGUAUCCUGCUCUGACACUGUGGUAACGGCACUGGAGCGCAGGUGGGUGGGAAUGGCCUGGGAGGAGGUGACAGCAGUGGCAGGGGGAGGGCAGGGGUAGACUCCCACUGGAUAUGAAACAGUUGUGAACUCUUGCUCUUUCUGUUCCUGUUGAGGGCUGGUUCUUCUUUUUGGAUGGGAGGGGAGAGCUUCGGUCUAGAAGGCUUGUCUGCCCACCUGGCACACCUGGUUUCCCAACUCUUCCAUCACUCAUUUUACCCUCAUUUCUUUCAGCAGUGGAGGCCUGGCCCCUUCCAUGAUAGGUGGGAUUUAUUGAAGGAAAUUAGCUGCUUCUUUGCCUUUGCCCUUCCCCACCCUUCUCUGUCAAAGCUCCCUAGGCUUGCACUUUCUGUCUAGAUAUUUCAUGGAGCUCCAUUCUCCCCAGAGGAUGGAGAAGAAGUGUGAAGGAACAAGAGAGGCAAGGACCUCCGUGCAGCAGGCUCUGUGCUCUUGCUGAUCUAACUGGUUUCCUUCUCCUGCCAUGUUGUUGAUGAUGAAUACCAGCAAUUCUGGAGUGACAGAAAUUCUCCAGGUCUGCUCAGAGAUAGUAGGAAUGUGCUCUUUGUCCUGGCAAGCCAAGUCCUCAAGGAGUGGUGGAGGAAAAGACAGCCAGGCCUAGUCUCACAGAGGUGUAAAGGGUUCCCAGCUCUCCACCAGUGUCACAGGUCCAAGAUCCUCCCUACCAUACACACCUGUACUCAGGCUGCCCUUGUGCACUAAGUUUGCUACUUUCUGUUCAUGCUUCCCUUGCUGUAAAGAAGGGACGUGGAGAGGAGCUCAGCAGAAGCUGUUGCAGCUCUUGCCUUGCACCAUGAGGUAUGAGGUGGAUGUGCACAAGGAGAACGUCACUCAGUGUCAAGAAUAGGAUUUGAGUUGCUCACCUCACUGGGUUGAUAGAAAAGCCACAAAGUAUUAUUCCCUUUGAAAAGGCCAUGGACAUUUUGACAUAGAUAGGAGACAGCCUAGGUUGAAGGCAGAAGCACAGGGCAUGAAGGGGAUGCAAGACCGGGGCCUGGGAGUAGCCCAGGAAGGAUGGCUCCAGAAGAGGCUCCCUUUGUGUGUGCAGCCACACUGUGUAUGCUGGGAUUGAAGAGGAUACCAACCUCUGGAUGACAGUAUUCCUUUGAAUACUUGGAGACCCUCAUGAGAGUCAGAGCAACCUAUCACUUCCUAAAUCCUCCAUCUUCUGACAGUUAGCUGUGACAGAUAUUUCUUAGGGAUCCUUUAAUAUCUUACCAAAAAGCCAGAGUAAUUUGCUACGUCCCAACCUCUGUCCCUUGGAUAAAAGAUCUACCACAAAGCUGGGAAUGAGCACACUGCUCUCCCUACUUUCUCCCGUUUCUGAGCAGCCCAACAAAGCACAAUCUUGGUGCCAUCUGACCCAAAGUUUACUUGUGAGGCUGGGGUGCUGCCUGCCGAGCGCACCUUUCUGUAGCACAGCUCCUCUCCAUGAGCUGCACACGCUGCUCAGCUCAGUCAGGAUGAGGGUGAGGGCUUGUGCUAUGCUGGCCUUUUCUAAGUAGCUAUUUUCUUUCUGAGUUGCUCCUUAGAAGCCCCAGCAUUUUGGGCACUCACAGGAGAAUGAUGAGGGUGUAGGAGCUUCUCUGGGAGGGAUUUGCACACUGGGUGUAGAGAGUCUGCCUGUUAUCUGUCAGGUAAUAGCUCUGGCAGCUGUGAGAGCUGGUUUCUAUGCUGCAGGUGACAUGACUUCUUUUUCUGCAAGUUACAAGCAGAACUGGGCAGAACUUGGUGCGCAAAAAUCAGAGGGGGAAUCCCCAAGGUCUGAACCUAUGAAGAUCUGUGGGGUUCCUUCCUUGUAGGGAUGCUGAUAUAAUCCUAAAAUGGGUCCUUAUUGCCUCAGCCUCCCUCACUGUCAGUCUGCUUCCCCACAGUCAAAGCAUCAAUUUGCCUUGAGUCCAGAGGUAUUCCUGGGACUGACUCCACACUGUAAGAACCAUUCCAGGCCAGAGGGAGAGCUGUGCACACACACACAUGUGUGCAUAUGUGCGGGAGAAUGCAGGGAAGUCACAUCACUGCUGCCAGACACUCCUUCAUGUUGGGUCAGUGCAGCAAAUCAAGAAUGGUAAAUGUUGUGGGAGACGCUUAGGCACAGCACAGACCUCUCCAGCUACUAGGAGGAGAGAUCCCAGUGAUCUUCCAGCGUAGCAGCCAUCGAAGCAGGAAAGAACAAUGGCUGGGGUGUAGAACUGGACAGGGAAAAAGAGAUGAUAGGUAUGGGGAGAUGGAGUCCUGUUCCUCUUCCCAUGUCUUCCCUACCUGUGCUUCUCUGCUGCAUGGUCUUGUAAUCAGUCCCAUUCAGCCUAUAUUUUCGAGGGGACCAUUAACUUCUACUGGUUUCUUCUCCUUCUCUCCGUCACCCCAGCGAGGCAGAAAAGAAAGGUGAGGGAUAAAGAUAUCAUCAGGCCCUUCUUUUGCCUGCUGUGGGGUAAGGCUGGGAAGGAGGGAGCAGCCACUUCUCUCCAAGCUGUAGGCCCCCCACUCCAAACCAGUGGGUGAAGUUUGCACAAGACGGACUGUUCUGUGGGAGGAAGAGGGCAAGGGAGGGGCACAAAGAAUCUCCGCUUCCUUCCUCCUCCCUUCUUCCUUGUCCUGCUCCCUCCUCAGGGUCGAGGGCUCACAAAGUGGCUCUAGUCCUGUUGGAGGAAAGCAGAUUUACCAUUCAAUUUGCAUGAUGAUUUUGCUGUAUCUUUUCUGAGCAAACACCUGUUGUGUAUGUACCAGUUUGUUGGAAUUUAACCCCCUCCCCCACAGUCUCUCCUGUCCUUCUCCCUGUUUUCACUGCUCCUUUCAUUCAUCCCUGGUACGAUUUUCUGAAGGCCUCCUACCAGUUUGGCAGGGAACACUCCCUACAGAGAAGCCAACACAAUCAGCCCUAUAAAAAACAUUCCUUCUUUCCAGUCUCCUCCUCCACUUGCCCUAAUUGUGGUCUCUCAGAUGCUUUUCAGGGUCGCGUGUGCGAAGGGGGGGGGUGUUCUAUACCAAAGGCCUGCUCUUUCUAGUGGUCAUAACUUCUCUUAAUUAUUUAGAAACAAAACUGAGGCCCAUCAAGGUAGCUCUCAUAAGAGAGAUUGUCAGUACCAUCCCCAUGCCCUGUUUCCUUUUCUCCCAAAUCCACAAGCAAGGCGAUUCUUGGGGGUACCAGUAGUGCUUCGUCUACAGGGAAGUCUCGGAUACAUUAAAAGCUUGGUGUGGAGCUGGCUGCAGUCCCUUAGAAGACCUCCCACUAUCUCCCUCCCACUGAUUGCAGGGAGCUCUGGAUUGGGUCUGUCCUACCCCUCCUCUCCUGUGGCUAGCCCUGGCAGAGGGCAGGGCAUGCUGAAACCUUUAAGGUCUCUGUGAUGGAAAAAGGAUAGAGAGACUAUCUGAAGAUUCUAAGUCCUCUGUGGCUGUUUUGGCUAAAGUCCCUCAUGCCUGCCUUCUCCCAGGGCAUCCACGGGACAGAACUAGGAUCAGCCCCUUUCACAUUUUCUUUCUAGUUUGAUGGCUCUUGGCACAGAAAACGAGGGUUUAGUUCACCUCACUGGAGAAUAUGGAGGAUAAGGAAUGAGGUUGAGUGUUGACCCCAGGAACAGGCUUACUGGGGGCAGCCUGGGCUGAGUUCCUGUGCCCAGAAGAGCAAAGGUGACACCCUAGUCAUGCUGUUCCCUCGGGGUAAACCUCUUUCCCACCCCUGCUGGUGCUGCCCCUGCUUAUGCUGCAGUACCACGUUCCCCUCUCCCCGUCCUCAGUCUUCCAUACUGAAAAAAAUCCCUCCCGAGGCAGGUGUGAAAUAUUCAUGACUGACAAAUGAAGAUUUAUGUCGGGCUGAGGAGGCCUCUGUGUGUUUGCAAUGCUAAUCAGCCAGCCUUCCUUGAGGAGGCUCUGCCAGGCGGGCUGGGGGGAAGGAGGGGGAAUGCAGAAGCGAGAGGGGAAAAGGAGCUGAGGAAGAGAGAGGAAGGGCAGACACAGCAGAAGUGAGGAAGGUUUGGUGGGACCAAGGAAUGGGCAGGCAAGGAGACAACAGACAGAGGGAUAUAGAGGGAGUGGAGAAGAGGGACAGGUUGGAAAGACCAGGGGAAGGAGAUGACCACAUUGGAAAGAAUGGGAUGCUAAUGGGAAAAAGGGACCAGUAAGAGAAAGAGUUGAGUGCAGGAGUGGAGGCUGCUGGGAGGGGGUGAGGAGUAAGUCAGCAGUGCCUGAAGAAAAAGGCUGGCCAGAAUUCAUGACGAGCUGUGCCCCUGUCUGUAAGGCAGAUCUCAGUGCCACAGGGCGGGCAGCUGCCACAUGGGCAGGAGCUGGACCAGGGGCCCCAAAAGCACAUUUGCCAUGCUUGUUGCUGACUGGAAAGCUCAGGUGCACCUGGAAGGACACGCAGCCUUGGGGAGCCUGGACAAGGCCCCUUCCACUGCCACCACCUCCUUCAACGCAAGCUGCAGGCAAGAAGAAUCUCAUGGAGCUGUGUCCUCUCGCUGGAGCCAGCCUGCUGCUGAUCCGCCGUCUGAGCGCGAGGAAACGUCUUCGGGGUGGCUAGAUGUGGGACGAACACCGAGCGCCACCCUCCCCUAAGCUGUGGGGGUCUCUUGAGUGUUGAGAGAGCCUGCCCCACCUCAGCUGCCCCCUGCCCACCCUGGCUGAGGCAGGUGGGUUUGGGUCUUUCCCAGAGAAGGGCCAGAGCGAGUGUCUGUUGCCUCCCUUGUACACACGCACGCACUCCUGCAUCCCGUCCCUCCAGCCGCUUGGGCCUUCUACUGUGAGGGGCGUCCUCGGUCUGCCUCCCCUCGCCCUCCUCUGCCAUGUGCCGCGGGGAGAUGUCUCUAUACCUCUCUGCGCGCAGUCCCACCGGGGCGGCUCCCUGCGCGGCUGCCCCAACCCACCCCCACGGCCCCGCCUGGAGAGAGGGCAGCCUCCGCCCAGCUUCUCCCUCUCCCACAGGAUGGGCACUUUGUCUUCUCCUCGCCCCGCCGGGAGGUAAAUAACUCCUUCCCCUCUUUACAGUCUCCCCUCCGUCUGCCCCAUCCUUGCGCCUUUGGCUUGGCCUUUGCCUCCCCCGUAACUACCACCGCCACUGUGAGGCCUUGCUCUUGGGUGGCCUGUCCCCACCGCCUGCCCUCUGCCUUCCCUGGGGGGGGAUAAGGUAGAGGCUGGCUGGCUCAGGCCAGACCCUCCAGGGCUGGUACGGCUGGUCCAUCCACAAGCACAGCACCUGGGGCGAGGGGGUGGGAAGGGACAGGCAGCUGCUGGGCACAGAGCCAGGGGUAUCAGCCCUUGAAUGUAAGGAAGGGCCUGGGAGGCAGCUGCUGGGACUGGCUCCUUGUGGCCUCUUUGGUGUUCCUCCUUCUGUAACAACCCUGUGACGCCCCCCCCCACCCCGGUUGUGUAUGGACAAAUUUGAGUUGGAGUUAUGUCCUUUUCUUCUUCUUUCCCCCCUCCUCUUUCUUAUAUUCUUUUAAUGUUUUCUUCUAUCUCUUUCUUUUCUUUCCCUUUUCUUUCUUUCUUUCUUUCUUUCUCUUUCUUUCUUUCUUUCUUUCUUUCUUUCUUUCUUUCUUUCUUUCUUUCUUUCUUUCUUUCUUUCUUUCUUUCUUUCUUUCUUUCUUUCUUUCUUUCUUUCUUUUCCUCUUUUCUUUUCUCUUUCUUUUCUUUCCUUUCUGUGUUUUAAAACUGAAUGGCACGAAAUCGUUUUUCCUCAACUUGGAGAUUCCUGUAUGGAGAAAAUCAAUUUCUAUAUUUGCAAUAAAUUUCUUAUUUAAAAAAAAAA